Sphaerulina musiva SO2202 is the source of this 5061-nucleotide messenger RNA. RefSeq lists its product as uncharacterized. Lineage: Eukaryota; Fungi; Ascomycota; Dothideomycetes; Mycosphaerellales; Mycosphaerellaceae. Gene Ontology annotation, cellular component: chromatin. Gene Ontology annotation, molecular function: zinc ion binding; RNA polymerase II cis-regulatory region sequence-specific DNA binding; DNA-binding transcription factor activity, RNA polymerase II-specific. Gene Ontology annotation, biological process: DNA-templated transcription; regulation of transcription by RNA polymerase II. The record is from RefSeq and is a predicted model, not a curated record. The transcript is spliced from 3 exons. The coding region runs from base 839 to 4348 and encodes 1169 amino acids.
AUCAGCUUCUCGCGGUAGCCGCAAGUCCCAUACCAUCAAUACCCUCGAGUCAUCGACCCAGAGCAUCGGGCUUCCCCAUUAUUCAAAGUCUAGACUCGCAUCGAGGGCAAGCCAAACGUAGAACCAACGCGAGCCAUCCAGUAGUUCGGGCAGCUGGGGCCCGCCGAUGCAUAGAGUUAGACGCUUGCUUGCGCUGGCUGUGUCUGUGUCCCUAGCAGGAGUAGCAGAACUCUAUUAUUGCUAGCCUGGCCUGGCUCCCGCAUGCCAGCUGACGAAAGCACAGCUGCUUCUUCGUUCUUGUUCCGACGGGAUAGGUCCUACCUCUGAGCAGCUUGAACUCGUCUGUACUGCUGCUGCGACACCAACGAUACCAUCCCAGGACGGCUCUUCCUUCGAUUCGGUCUCAUCGUACUGGAGUUCCUGGAGUGGCGAGGCGUCUUCACUUCUGCUUCACGACUGCAACCUCGAUCAGGUACCGUCCCGUCCCCUCCACCACGCCCGCCCAGGCCCGCACCUGCCCACAUCUGGAACCAGGAAAGGAAGGAGCGAUUGGAUCGAGUCGCGUCCGCCAUUGGAGCAGUUCUACCGCGACUUCGGACAGCAGCACAUCGCCGUCUCUUCUAUACCGUAACCACAACAGUACUUGGAGCAGUGCAGCACCUCGAGCCCUCUCCAAUACUGUUGCACAUACGAAUCCUGCCUGUCGAACUGCGAAGUCGCACCUUUGCAACAACCACCUCGAAAGCAGCCAUCUCCGCAUCUGUACCGCUACAGAGACCUUGCGAGCCUCGAGAAGCUGCAGAAAGGACAACUCUGUUCGUUGUCCGAAAGUCGGAGCAUGCAUGCAGAGGCGGUCACAAAACAAGAGCCAGAGAGUGAUUCACCGGGGCCGGAUGCGAGUACCACAGGCCCUUCAGCUUCGAAUGGUUCCAAACCAUCGACCAAUGGCAGCACAGUAGCUGAAACCAACGCUGCUGUGAAGCCCACCUUUCCACCACCCAAAACAGACAAGCCGCGGCCGCACGUAUGUCAAACAUGCACACGGUCGUUCGCCCGACUGGAGCAUCUGAAGCGACAUGAACGAUCACACACCAAAGAGAAACCAUUCGAAUGUCCGGAGUGCACGCGAUGUUUCGCCCGCCGAGAUCUGCUCCUGCGGCAUCAGCAGAAGCUUCAUAUGACCAAUGCGACUACGCGGCCACGAACGGGUAGGCGUGAGAGUGUGGCUGGUGCAAAUGGCAACGGCAGGGUGCGCAAGAACUCGGUGGCAAACAUCAAUGUGAGCGGACUCAAUGGUGCUGCCUCGAACCAGGUCAGACCUCGUGCAAACACGAUUAGCCAUGUUGAUUUAUCAUCACUUGGCUUGAUCGACGAUCAGGGUCAGGUUCAGCGUAUGAAUGUGCUGGGCAUCGGUAUGAACGACAGCAACUUCAUGGGUGGUCUGCCUGGUGUUGGGCAUUUCGAUUAUCGCGGCAUGUCGAGUGCUUUGGGACAUCAUGGUAACGUUCACGGCCUGCCGAAAUUGGACACUCAGCACAUGGGUCACUUGGAUGUGACGAAUGCGCUUCGAACUGCGCCCCCUCAGGCAAGCUUCGCCGGAUUCGACCUCGAUCAAUUAUUCCCACCGAACACGACAGUAAAUCCAGCCGCACUGCACUUUGGCUCAGCCGGUCAAAUCACUUCAAGCAAUGUGCCCUUUGGCCUGGAUCCUGGCAUCAACCAACAAGUUCCUGUGGACGAUGACUUUGGCUGGAUGCGAAACUGGGGGUUGCUGCAUGGCAACGACCACGAGAAUGCCGUCGACGAAUCCUCGCCUUCGCGGAUCAGCAGUGGUGAUAGCCCCAGUGACUUUCCUGAAAGCAUGACAAACAGUCAAGUCGGGAUGCCAAUGCAAAACAACUUUCAGUGGCAGCCACAAGACCUUUCUCUCCAUCAAACAUUAUCUCACUCAUCGACUGGACCCUUCCAGCUGGACGGACUUGGAAAUGGGUUGCCAUCUCUGGACCAGCAGCACGGCACAGUGUCUCCGGCAGGCUUGCAGGAUCCUACGCCCACCGGGGACGCAUACUUCCAACAAGCUAUGAUGCAGCAUCAAACCAAUGGCUCCGGACAGAUCAAUUCUUCGCAAGCUGACGUUGGACAGGCCCAUGGCGCGAAUUAUUUUGGCAAUCCAGUUUCUAACGUGGACUCUGAGAGCCCGAGCAUGUCUUCACCGUCCAUGACGAGCAGUACCAGCGCCCGACAAAGCUCGAUGACAUCGAUAUCUGCGGACUCGAUCACGGAGUCAACAAGACAGGCGCUUUUGAACAGCUUGUCGCAGCCAUCACUUCUCGUGGGUCACCACCAACGGAAGUACCCUCAGCCUGCCGUGAGCUCUCCGCUCUCUGCUGGCGCCGCCGGGAGGACAUCCACGCCCGAGGGCAUCAGCCUUCCAAGCCGUGCCGAUCUGCAGAGAUACAUCGAGGCUUUCAUGCAGUAUGCCCAUCCACAUCUUCCCAUCACCCAUUUUGCGACAGUGACUUUCAAUCCCGUGGACUUGGUCUCGCCGCAACAGGGAUCGCCAUCUGCAUCAGCGCCGUCGCCAUAUGUCACCGCGAAUGGUCCGCAGUGCCUCAUCCUGGGCAUGGCCGCCAUCGGUGCUCUUUACGAGUAUGAUCAUGUCGCAUCCAAGGGCCUAUUCGAAGCUGCGAAAAAGAUGAUCUCGCUUUACCUUGAGGACAGGCGCAAGGCAGACAUGGCUUCAGCAAUCAAUCGGGAGGCGUCUCAUAGCACAACACCCCUGUGGCUUGUACAAGCAAUGCUCCUCAAUGUUAUUUACGGACAUCACUGCGGAGAUCGUCUUGCUGCAGAGAUUUCCAGCAAUCACAUUGCAGCAUUGGUCAGUCUGGCCAGGAGCGCCAAUCUACAAACACUGGAUGCACCACAUUCGGCGAACGGCGAUACGGCAAUGAGCAACGGCGAUCAAGGUGAUCUACACGCGACCUGGAUCAAGUGGAAGAUCGCGGAAGAGCAGAAGCGAUGUUUCUUUGGCAUUUUCAUCCUCUCAAGUCUAUUGACGGUAGCUUACAAUCAGACUCCCUCCAUCAUGAACUCCGAAAUCUUGCUCGAUCUUCCUUGCGACGAAGAGCUCUACGAGGCACCCUCUGCGGAAGAGUGGCAUGCUCGAGGAGGCCUAGCGAGCGUGGAGGAGAACUCGCUCUCGUUUGCCGAUGCUUUGAGCAACCUCCUCACAGCGAACCAGAGAGUGCACAACUUCAACAAUGGCAACUUCGGUAAUGUUAGCAACAAUUUGCCGGUGUCCGAGAUCAAACCGAGCACGUUUGGCUGUCUGGUCUUGAUCAAUGCACUACACAACUAUAUCUGGGAAACGCGCAGCAGGCAUCGCGGACGGGAAUGGACAAUGCAAGAGACGGACGCUAUGAUAGCGAACAUCGAGCCUGCGUUGAAUGCCUGGAUGGCGGCAUGGAAAGCGAACGAACGACACACGCUCGAACGACCGAAUCCCUUCGGACUAGGCCCUCUCGCUGCAGACAGCAUACCACUCCUGGACUUGGCGUACGUUCGUCUUUAUGUCAAUCUUGGCAGGACUGCAGAAGCAUUCUGGUCGAGGGACUUCAACAAAAUGGCGGAAGAGCUAAAAGUGUUCAAUGAUUUCUCAGAUGGGACGUUGAGUGAUGCCAAAGCGCAAACGGACGCACGGAGGCAGUCUGUGAGCAGCUAUCCGGACCACCGGAGUCUUACACAGCGGCGGGUGUCACAAGCUAUGCCCAAUGAUCAGGCAUCAAGAAGAAGAGAGCUGCACCUGCGGAAAGCAGCGGCUUACGCAGCCGAUGCACUGACUGUUGCAUGUAACUUCAACCUCACGUACUCCGAUCCGCACGCCCACGAAUUGCCCAUCCAGGCAGCCAUCUGCUUCCUCGACUGUGCGCAUGUGCUUGCAGAAUGGUCGGCCACAGUGCAGGAGCGCACUGGUCAGUACAUUGGCGUUCUUGGGCGCGAUGUUAUCGAUUUCGGCGACGUCCCCGCAGUCAUGCUUCUGGCACCGGAGGAUAUGGAGAUGCUUCACAAGCUCGAACAGAUCUACAAGAGCAUGAAAGAUAAACACCACUACCAGGAGGACCUAUUGGCCAUGAACCCCAACGGCUCCCAAGCCAAUCUGCACAAUGGAGUUGACCUCGACCGAUGCGGGUAUGGGAGCAAGAUCAUGAGAGUGACAGCCAUGAUGUUGGAGAAGGCCGUCAUUUGGCCAAUCACUCAUGUCAUGGCAGCAGCUCUUGAGACCCAAGCUGGACAAAUGGACCGUCGAGCAUUAAGGUCAGUGGGCGAGCUACCGGAGACUCCGGCAUAGGGUAGCCGCAGCAAAGCAGCGUCUGUCCUCGGACGUCUCAUUUAUCACGAAGAUGUGGAUCGCGCAUCGACAACCGCUCGAGCUCACAAACGACUUUGAGCGCCAGAGAUCGAUGAUGGCGCGCGCGCGCGCGAAAAAGAGAUCGGGAGAGAGAAAAAGGGGAGAGAGAAAUCCGAGCAUGAGAAGACGUUCAUCAUGCUCACCAUGGCCCCCGAUGGAUGGGGACAUUGUACAGAAAUCAAAUGCAGCCGGGGGCGAACAUACUCUCCCGCCAGGGGACGUGCAAGUCCAUUACAACCAACAAGAGAAAAGUUAUUUGACGCAUUUUCGGGUAUCUGAGGAUCAACGCAUCGCUGUCGCUCCAUGAGUCCAUGUUUGCCACCUUAAUCAUCACGAUGUCCUUUGGAGAGGAUGUUUUCCAGUCGGCAGCCGCAUUAUGGAGUUGGGUGCAGUCGAGGACGGGAGUGAUGAUAUUGAUGAUGAUGAUGAUGAUGACGACCUUGCUGGCGGGUUGCAGGCAGGGAAGUAUUAUUGUAUGGUCCGAGGUACAGUAGCUCUGGAGGAUAUGAUUGGAAUCCAUUACCACAAUUACUGUGAAAGGGGAGCGGACCCUCGGGAGGACAGCGAAGGAAGCGGACGGGUCAGGAUUAUUAGUUGUUUGUCGAUAUGUCGAUCAAUGCUCGACCUGCGCAACGCGACUCUCGCAAUGGAAG